GCAACAAUAUUUACCCCCUACACCAGGGCUAUUCAAAUCCAGGCCUCGAGGGCCGGUAUCCAGCACGUUUUGGUUUUACUCUGCUUCAGCACACCUGAUUUCUAUCAGCAGGUAAUUAACAGAGCCUGAUGAACUGCUGCACAGGUGAUUCAACCACUGAAUCAGGUGUGUUGGACCAGAGAAACCACUAAAACGUGCUGGAUAUCGGCCCUCGAGGCCUGGAUUUGAAUAGCCCUGCCCUACACGGUCGACUUUAAAAAAAAUUAAGUCAUGCAGCCCCUAGUGUGUGUGGGGUUGUCGUGUCUCCUGCAAGCUAAUGCUGCAGCUCCGACAAUUUUAGUUUGACGACGGCCGGAAAAAAGCUCCACAGUUGUUUCAGUAACCAAAUUUUACCACAGGAUGUCAUUUUUACUCCAUUUAAACAUAAUGCACCUUUAACUGCAACAACAACAAAAAAAAUAACACAUUAAUGUUUAUAUUCUGCAUUUGAGUUUGCUGCCCUCACAUUCAAUGAACAAAAAUUAUAAUCUGGAAGAAGUAUUUUGUUACAAUUUUUGCAUGAACUAUACACACACUCAUUUGUCAUUAUUGUUCAUUCAGUUGAGUAAAAUUUAAAUACAUUUGCAAUAGAAAAUUGGAAGUAACAUCCACUGGUUGACUGUGCCAAAGGUCCCUCCCCUCUACGCUGAGACUAAGAGCUACUCCCAUAUCUUUUUCACUGUUUUACUUUUCCUCCACCCUGAUGAGGCAAAGCAUUCCGGACUUUGACGGUCUGAACAUUUGCCAUGGGAUCCACCAACAUUCCUGUGACAGAACAGGAAGAUAAUCCUCAAGAACCCUUGAGGAUCAUGCUUCUUGGGAAAAGUGGAGCAGGCAAGAGUUCAAGUGGGAACACCAUCCUAAAUAAAACUGUGUUUACAUCUGACAUGAAGCUGAAGAGAGUCACGGUUGACUGUGAAAAGGAGGUUGGGAUGGCUGAGGACACGCCUGUCGCUGUCAUCGACACACCUGGGCUUUUUGAGCAGGACCGAGACAAAGAGGUCAUUAUUCGAGAGAUUCUGAAGCGCGUGAAGCUGCAGGAGCCAGGCCCUCAUGUCUUUGUGUUUGUGGUUCCUCUGGGAAGGAUGACGCAGGAGGACCAACACACCCACAAGUUGAUCGAAGCCAGGUUUGGCCCCCGAGUGUGGGACUACACCAUCGUCCUGUUCACCCACGGAGACCGCCUGGAAGGUAAAACUAUAAAUGACGUCAUCACGGAAAGUGACGAAAACCUCCGCAGCUUCUUACGUAAGUGUAGUGGUGGCUUCCACGUCUUCAACAACAAAAACUCCGAGGACCAGACGCAGGUGGUGCACUUAAUGGAGAAGAUCCAGACCCUGGUGGCCUUGAAUGGAGGCGGUCACUACCACGCCCAGCUUUAUCCACAUCAGGAGAGGCUGAUCAGGGAGAGACAGCUGAGCAUCCUGGCAGAGAGAAGUGAAGCUAUCAAUACCAAAGAGAGGGACCUCCAGAAUCAUCACCAGGGAGAGGAACUCAACAUGAAGAUCCGUGAGCUUUGGAGAAAAGAGGAAGAGAACGCCAGAAGAGCUGCAGAGAAAAAGUUUAGAAACAACAAGAUUCUGUCUUUCAUCCUGAUUCUGGCGUUUGUGGCUGUGGUGUUUGGCUUUGCUCUAAAUGUUCCAGCUGAAUACCUGAUACCACUUACAGUCAUUUGGAUCGGGAUGUUCUUCUUGAGUUUCUCUAAAUGAAAUAUCCAAGUUUUCAAGGAAAAAAUUACCCAGAGUGCUGCGCAGUUACGAUCCAAUUGUUGCCAGUGGAUAAACAAGUGUCAUGUUUCUUAUGAACUUAUUUUCUGUAGUCAUAGAUGAUUUAUUUUAAAUUUCUGUCUGUCAUGGAGACAUGACUUUACAUUUGGGUCACUACAGGAGAGCAUGCAACUUGGAAAGUAAUACAUGUUAGCAUUGAAUGACCAUUGUCCAGACAUUUUGCUGCUCAUCUAAUAAUUAAACUCAUGUUGAUAAUGUAAUAAAACUCAUAAUUAUGUUUGUUUUAUAAUAAAAAUAUUAAUUCCACCACAUUAAAAAAACUGAUGGGAUUGGUUGAGCCCAGGUUUUGUUUACACAUGUGACACAUACCUUAUGGUAUACUUACAAUAACACGUUUGUUUUGUUGAAUAGACUACGUAUAUUUUGGUAGGAGAUUACGUAUCUAACUACUAACUAAAUCACACAAUAUUGCAGACUAUUCAUUUAUUUCCUAAGAGCAUCUUUGUCAAGUACACAAGAAAGUACUAGCAUCCAUGGGUACUACGGCCCUAGUAAAAAACCU
Messenger RNA from Nothobranchius furzeri (turquoise killifish), 2328 nucleotides. RefSeq names its product GTPase IMAP family member 7. Gene Ontology annotation, molecular function: GTP binding. NCBI's taxonomy places the organism in Eukaryota, Metazoa, Chordata, Actinopteri, Cyprinodontiformes, Nothobranchiidae. The record is from RefSeq and is a predicted model, not a curated record.